This is a messenger RNA of Syngnathus acus (greater pipefish), 2281 nucleotides long. RefSeq names its product neuropeptide FF receptor 2a (gene npffr2a). The coding region runs from base 33 to 1292 and encodes 419 amino acids. The record is from RefSeq and is a predicted model, not a curated record. Lineage: Eukaryota; Metazoa; Chordata; Actinopteri; Syngnathiformes; Syngnathidae. Gene Ontology annotation, biological process: regulation of MAPK cascade; G protein-coupled receptor signaling pathway; regulation of cAMP-dependent protein kinase activity. The transcript has 3 exons. Gene Ontology annotation, cellular component: membrane. Gene Ontology annotation, molecular function: peptide binding; opioid receptor binding; neuropeptide receptor activity.
GUCAAUCAUCUGUUUCCUUCUCAAGGUUGAAAAUGAACCAGCAACUGGACAACUGGACGUUUUACAACAGCUCGGAGGAAGACGUCCUUCCUCCCAGGAACAACGUGACCUACGUGGGCUUUUACCUGCACCACCCGUCCACGGCGGCCAUCUUCAUCGUGUCCUACCUGCUCAUCUUCCUGGUGUGCAUGGCCGGCAACGGCGUGGUGUGUUUCAUCGUGCUGCGUAGCCGCAACAUGCGCACCGUCACCAACUUGUUCAUCCUCAACCUCGCUGUGAGUGACCUCUUGGUGGGCAUUUUCUGCAUGCCAACAACACUGCUGGAUAACAUUAUUACAGGGUGGCCCUUUGGAAGCCUGGUGUGCAAAAUGAGCGGCAUGGUGCAGGGCAUCUCCGUGUCGGCCUCCGUCUUCACUUUGGUGGCCAUCGCCGUGGACAGAUUCCGAUGCAUCGUCUACCCAUUCAAACAAAAGCUGACCAUCUCCACCGCCACCCUAAUCAUCGUCAUUAUCUGGGUCCUGGCCAUAUCCAUUAUGUGCCCGUCCGGCGUGAUGCUGCAGGUGACGCAGGAGCAAAGCAUCCAGGUGCUGCUGGGCUACGACAACAAAACGACUCCUUUUUACUGGUGCAGGGAGAACUGGCCCAACCAGGAGAUGCGCAAGGUUUACACCACCGUCUUGUUCGCUAACAUCUACCUGGCUCCGCUGUCCCUCAUCGUCGUGAUGUACGCUCGCAUCGGCAUCACGCUCUUCAAGACCGCCAUGCCUACCGGCGGCAAGCCCGGUCACGACAACCGCCACAGCGUCUCCAAGAAGAAGCAGCGUGUGAUCAAGAUGCUGCUGAUCGUCGCCUUGCUCUUCAUCCUGUCCUGGCUGCCCCUGUGGACCCUCAUGAUGCUGAGCGACUACGCCCGGCUCACCGAGCAACAGUACCGCAUCGUCAACAUCUACAUCUACCCCUUCGCCCACUGGCUGGCCUUUUUCAACAGCAGCGUCAACCCCAUCAUCUACGGAUUCUUCAACGAGAACUUCCGCCGGGGUUUCCAGGUGGUGUUCAAGUUCAGCCUGUGCGCGGCUGACGGACAGCGGAAGAAAACGUACUCGCACCGGUUGCAGCCCAACUCGGUGCUGCCGGCCAAUAACGCGCAGACUUCCGUUGAGCCCAUCUCGCUGAACAGCCUGGACAAAAGCAGCUCUAGGCGGGUGCCUCAGGUUGCGGAGCAGGACCUGGUCCUGGAGGACUUGGAGAUGGGCUCCUGCAGUAGCGGCGGCGUAACAGCCGUGUCAAUUUAAAGCGACCCGUGGUUUUUCCGUCCCAGUGCCGAUCUCUUCAGGAAGCUACCUCCAAGGAAAUGAUGACGAGCUGGCAUCGUACCCUGUGAACUCAUGAAGGCACCGACCUUCCCAAAAACUUCAUGUAUAAAUGUAUAAAGGCAAAUCCUCAACAAUGUGCAAUGCAGAUUUCAGAAGGAGGAAUAAGUCAUUACCUCUGCCAACUUCAUAGCACUUUGCAGGUAUGUUUUGUUGUUUGCGGAUGCUUAGUGGGAUCACGUUCAAAGCUACUGAAACAGUAUCGACUAAAACAAACUAGCCUGCUAAGCUAACAACUGGUGGGAGGAUCUAGAAAGAUGCUCUUAGAAUGGAAACCUCCACCCCACAAUCAAAAUAAUCUUAUUUUUCCAGACAUCUUACUCCAUGGACCAAGAAAAAGCGUGCUAAGCUAACCAAUCCAAACAAAACCAAUUUGGGGUGAUCCACAAACAUUUCUUCACUUUUGUUUCGAUUUUGCUGCAUUUCAGAGAGCCGAAAGAUCUGACAUUCGUAAAAUAAUUAUAGAGAAGGGUGCCGGAACGUAUUUUCUGCUCAUUUUGGUACUCCAAAGAGACCUUGGUAACCAAUUAUGGCUUUGUCUGUUAGCACUAGCAAAGAACAAAGGACGCAUUGCUCCUCGAAACUCAUUCGGAUCCGCCUCUUAUGUCAUCAUCAGCCUACAAAGCUGAAGCCAAUGCUGGAGAAAGCUUUUUAUUCAAUGGCCACCUUCUUUUGUAAGGCCAUGGACUAAGAUUAAAUGGAUACAUUUUUGAUUUUUUUUAGAUCCACCUUUGGAGCCUUGAUGUGUUUCAUUAAUUCAUUCGAAAUUAAGUACUACUUGAAUUGAUAGAGAAAACAAAAAAGAUGCCUGACUGUUUAUAAACGUGAUCUUAAUAUCCUAAAAAAUGCCUUUUGAAUCAGUUGUUCGAUUCAAUCAAGAAUCAUUUUCACUAAAUACGAUUAAUUAAUCA